AUGGAUCAAAUAUAUGAUCGUAUUCCUUCUCUUCUAGAAAGUAAUUCUGUUGCCGACAAUUUGGCGGCUCUGAGGGCACUAGAUGAGUUGAUUGGUGUUACUCUAGAGGAGGGUGCUUCUAAGGUCUCAAAAUUUUCUAAUUGCUUGCGAACUGUAUUUGAGGUAAAGCGUGAUCAUGAAGUUCUCGUUCUUGCUAGUAAAGUACUAGGUCAUCUAGCCCGUGCAGGGGGCACAAUGACUGCAGAUGAAGUCGAGCGUCAGGUUUGUUGGUUCCUUUGGAAUGUCUUGGAUUCUGAUUUUCUUUAAAUUAGACUCAUCAAUUAAAUGAUAAUGAUCAGGUGAAAACUGCAUUGGAUUGGCUACGGGGCGACAGGAUAGAGCAUCGCCGUUUUGCUGCUUGUCUUAUUUUAAAAGUAAGUUUAAUGAUGUUCAAAAUUUGAUUGCUGCCUCCUAGUCGUUUUUGUCAUCUUUCAAUGUGUGUGGUUGUCACCUUCUAAUUGAUGGACUAUUCUGAAAAACUGUUUACUGUAGUUGAUCAAGAUUUUUUAUUGUUAUGCACUUUUUGCUGGUCCAGCUUAAUAAUAUUUACUUGUUCUUCUCCUAUAGGAAAUGGCAGAAAAUGCCUCAACAGUUUUUAAUGUUCACGUGCCUGAAUUUGUUGAUGCCAUAUGGGUUGCUUUGAGGGAUCCAAAAUUGUUUGUUCGGGAACGAGCUGUAGAGGCUUUGCGAGCCUGUCUUCGUGUCAUAGAGAAGCGUGAGACAAGAUGGCGAGUGCAAUGGUAUGCUAGCUAUUUGAGAGCUGUAAUAUUAUUAUCUGUGAGGAUAAUCAUCCGUGGUUGUGCACCUGUUUCUCUGCAGUGUGGUUUUUUUUGCCUGGAUUUUAGUCUUUGCAAUAGAAAAAUGUGUUCUGAGUGUUUUUUUGGUUUCGUCUGCAUUUUUGCUAAUGAGAUAUUACCCUUGGACUUCAUAAUAUCUCGUUUCUUUUCCCGUUGAACCUUUGUGCAUUCUUCCAUUAGGUAAGGAAUCCUCAUGGUCUUGGCUUUUGGAUGUUAUACAAAUAAAAAAAUUCGUUCCGUUUCAUUUUUUUUGCUAUGACAGUUUGUCUGUUGAUAUCACUUUUGUUUUGGAUUAUUUUGAAUGUAAGGUAUGCUGGAAUUUCUAAUUUUUCCUGUAACUGUGCCUGUUGGUUGAUUUAUUCAGAUUGUUACUAGUUUAUGUGAUCGUUCUGACUUUAGCAUCUUCUAAGUUGUUUUUCCGUUUCAUUUAUGUGUUGACUUUCUUCGUGAGUCCAAGUAAUUUAUGUAGAGUUUUUCUCACAACCUCAAGUGGCAAGUUUUUAUAUGGAGCAACUUCGUGGUUUGAGUAUGACAGAUCUCCUCUUUCUCUUGAUGUCUGAACGUUUUUAUCUAGUUUUCUUUCUGUUGUUACACCCUUGGUACUUGCUUCUUUGUUCUGUAACUUUUUUAGUCUAAUCUAUGUAUCCUCUCUUUGACAAGGUAUUAUGUGAUGUUUGAAGCCACACAAGAUGGGCUGGGAAAAAAUGCAUCGGUUCCCAGUAUUCAUGGUUCAUUGCUUUCUCUUGGAGAGCUGUUGAGGUAAAUUAACUUUAUUUCAUGUCAGUUGUAUAUGGUUAGGCUAUCUUAUAGAAAAUGUGUUACUUUUCAGGAACACUGGGGAAUUUAUGAUGUCAAGGUACAGAGAGGUGGCGGAUAUCUUUCUGAGAUACAUGGAUCACCGGGACCCACUCGUUCGUCUGAGCAUAACGUCGUUGCUCCCUCGUAUUGCACAUUUUUUGCGUGACCGUUUUGUCACCAACUAUUUGAAGGUUUAUUUGUGUCUUUUAUUCUUUAAAGAUUUCUGGAAUUGACUGGAACAGAACUUUGUUGAUUUUUUUUAAGAACCUUGUCACAUAUUCCAUUCGCUCAUUUGUAGUUCGUACCAAUGGGUAAACUAGGUAACUGCAUAAGUGUUUUCUAGAUUGUAUCUUUUUUUCUCAUGUCUUGAUUGGAUAUCGUUUUCAAUAUAGAUUUGCAUGGACCACAUUUUAGCUGUCUUGCGCAACCCAGCUGAACGUGCCAGUGGGUUCAUAGCUCUUGGAGAAAUGGCUGGUGCGCUGGAUGGGGAACUAGUUCAAUAUUUGCCUACAAUCACUUCGCACCUGCGCGAGGCUGUAUGUUAUUACCAUUUUCUUUAAAUCUUGUGCUGUCCUCAAUUGUUAUUGCCAUCUAAUUGUUCUUACUUAUUGUAUGGCCACAGAUUGCCCCACGAAGGGGUAAACCUUCCCAAGAGGCAUUGGCUUGUGUGGGGAGCUUUGCAAACGCCAUGAAGACUGCAAUGGAACCUCACGUACGUGCUUUACUAGAUGCCAUGUUCUCUUCUGGUCUUUCUCCCACUCUAGUCGAAGCACUUGAACAAAUCACUGUCAGGUAUGCCAUAUUCUUCACUGCUUCCUUAAGUAUAAUUUUCUCUUUCUUUCUUACUGCAUAGAUGUUCCUUGAACUGCAACGUCAUGUUUUCUUUCAGUAUUCCAUCAUUACUGUCAAAUGUGCAAGAGCGGCUACUGGAUUGCAUUUCUUUGGCACUUUCGAGGAUCCCUUAUCCACAGGCUAGGGGUUCUGUUGCGAUAGGUACUGGUCGUGUAAAUAUCACGAACCAUGCCCAGCAAAUGUCAGAGAUUGGCAGCUCAUCUCUCACUCAACUUGCUUUAAGAACAUUAGCUCAUUUCGAUUUCAAGGUUUGUCAUAUGUUUAACUAUUUAACCUAUACUUGCUAUUUGAUAAAUUCUCAGGAAAAAAAUGAAUUAUUAUUAAUAUUAUUUUAAUUUAGUGCAAAUGUGCCUCCCUAUGGUGAAAAGUACUAAUUUGAGUUGUUUGCAGGGUCACGAGCUUCUUGAAUUUGCUAGAGAAUCUGUUGUUGGCUAUUUAGAGGAUGAGGAUGGAACAACACGGAGAGAUGCUGCUCUUUGUUGCUGUAAAUUAAUUGCGAACUCUUUUACUGUAAUGACUGGCUCUCAGUUUGCAUCAAGUCGGUCCACUCGAAAUAAUGGUGGAAGACGCCGCCGCCUCACUACUGAAGAGGUUUGAAAUAUUGCACAAGCUUUUCUCAUUUAGAUGAUCUCCAUGAACAUGAUUUUUUUCGUUUUUAAUUCCAUAGCUCUCCAAACUAUUGGCGUUUUUUUAAAAAAGUUGGACUUUAUAAACAUGAGAACAUCAACCACAUGUGACUAGAUUUGCUAGUUCCAGGAGCUGAUGACCGGUACAAUCAUAUCGAUAGGAAAGAGUACAAUGGGCAUUGACCCAACCUUAUGAGUAUUUGGACACUAAGAGCUAGAAUCGUUCAAAAAGCUUCCAAGCCCGCCUUCCACCCACCAAGUAAGGGAAUGUGACGCGGUAGCUUGAGGAAGAUGCUAUCGAUCCUGAAAACCCUUGCCUUCCUAUGAAGGUCGUUAUUAAUGGGCCAUUUAUGAUGAAAGAAAAUACGAGUACUCAAGAGUCAUACCACUUAACUCUGUUGAAUCACCAUCCCAAGAUAUCCUUAACUGAGUUUGAUCUUACAAUGUUUUUGCUUUUUCGUUCAUUUUUUCUAAAAGCUUCAAGCAUAUUGGAUGUUAAAUAUUUUGCUUAUUUCAAGCACGUUUUUGUUCAUGAUUGUGAUUGCUGGAAAGUAUGUUCUCUACCUUUUUUUUAGUCAACCUUGUUAAGUAGAAUGAUUUCUCCACAUGAAUUCAAUCAAAAAUAUGAUUUUGCCCAUGGAAGUAUAUAGACUUUAAGAAUGUUUCUGACAAUUCAUUUAUAUGUUCCAGACUACUGCGCCGAUGAAAACUUAAAAGCUUAUGGUCCUGGAUGAAAAAUCUGCAUGUAAUUGCCAUUUUAAUAUUGAAAUGUUGGACAGUGAUUAUAUUGGCUUGCGUAGUUUGAAAAAGGUGAUCUAUUGGGCAAAUGAAUUUGUUCGGUUCAAACAUACUUUCAAGCACUAUCAAUAGAAGUGCUAUCAGAUUGGGCAAAUAUAAUAACAAAUAUACCCACACCUCGUUUGAAAUUUUCACUUACAUUCAAAAGUGUGGAGAAGUUAUACUUCACUAUUUUGAUUCUUGUGGAAAAAGUACAGGGAUGAAACGUGGAUGCAGACAUUUACAUUGCUUAAUCUUACUGAGGCCAGAUUCACGUGAUCUUAUGAUACAUUUUAUUUGCAAAAUGUGAUUUAUUAUUUCAAUUGAAAUUCUAUGUUGUGAUUGAAUACUGCGGAUCAGAUUCAUCAUGAGAAACUGAAAUCGUCUGGUUCAUCUAAAACAAUCGAUCUUAUGAUAUCUGAUCAAUCACCUUUGAAAACGAGCACCUCAUUAUUAACAAGUGUAGUGAAAUAUUUAAACCCACAGACUCUUGUGAUCUAGAAAUUUGCAUUCUAGGUUGGACUUUUUUGGAUGGUUAGGAGUGGUUACUGGUGAACUUUCCCUCAUAAAAAGAUUGUUGCAAGACUGAGAUGAAGAAAAUUAACGGAGAAGGAAAUUUACUAAUCUGUCUUGUCUUUAUCUAUACCCUUGGAACUAAAGUAAGAUAUUCUAGUGUAGUGCAAGACAUUUGUUCCCGUUAUUCUUGGGGAAGUCGUCCUUUACGGUUGGCCUAUAUUUUAAAUUGCCUUGGUGAUGUCCAGGGCAUCUUUGACUUGAUUGGGAAGCAGCAUAUCAUGCACAGUGUAUUGAAUAUCUUCAGAAUUACAAUAGGUGUGUUUGCAGGAAUUGGUGUAAUGUUUCUUUAUUGAAAGCUUGGCAUACUGAUUUCCUCCCGUUUCUAUUCGUCAUUGUUUCAAGCAUCGGUCAAUCAAGACACUUGCGUCAUUAGCUAACUAAUCCUGGUUUUGAUGGCUAAUUCUGAUUGAUCGUAUCUUUUGGCAACGAAUUUGGAUUGGCUUCUUUCUUAAAUACUGUAGUUAAUUUCGUCCUUUUGAAGCCUUGAUGUAUAAAUGCAUUUUUUUCUAACUGGAGCUGUAGGUAGUUCAUGUCAACAUCUAUUACAUCUGCAUACAUUUACGUGCUACAUGAUAUCAUCUUGUGCAUAACACUGCAAGUGCAUUCUAGGAAUGUUUCAACUAUCCCAUCCUUGCUAGCAGCUUUGGGUGUUGUUUUGCAUUCAUUACUUAUUCUUAAUCUUUAGUAUUCUGACUUGGGGAAAAACAUUUUUUCUUUGCAUUUCUUUUGUACUUUCUUGAAGUUUGAUCGUUUCUGCAGAUUGUGGAGAAACUUCUAAUUGCAGCUGUUGUGGAUGCCGAUGUUAUCGUCAGGCAAUCAGUAUUUCAGUCUAUGGAAAAGAAUAGUGGUUUUGAUGAAUACUUGGCGCAGGCUGAUAGUUUGAGUGCAAUUUUUGUUGCUUUAGAUGACGAGGUAUUAAUCUUUGAAACCAGAUGUUUGUCCACUGUUGAUUUAAUGUGCUUUCACUUUUCUAAUAUCUAUGACAAACAGUGUGAUCCUUGAAACUGUUUUUUUUCUAAAUGUACACGACAGAGUGAGAUAUUUAUGUUUGCUUAUGAAUUGUUUCUUGAAAUAUCUUUUUGUCAGGAUUUCACCGUUCGUGAGCUAGCAAUACUGAUUGCUGGGCGAUUGUCUGAAAAGAAUCCUGCCUAUGUUCUACCAGCACUUCGUCGACAUCUCAUUCAACUUUUGACUUACCUCAAACAAAGGUAAGAGGGAAAUUUAUCAUUUUUUUCUGCUGCAUCUUUCUUACCUAGCUUUUUUUCGUGGGUUGGGGAGGGGAGGAGCUGUGUGUUAACAUAAUGAAAGCUAGCAGUGUUUUGAUGAGAGGAUUAUGACUGGAGGAGGAUAAAUGAACAAAUGGUUUAUGUAUGGAAGGCAAAGAGAAUUGUGCUGGGAAAGUCCUGAACAGAUUCUCCUCGUAGAAAUAAGAUUUAUUUCAGCACUUGGUUAAUGAACACUCCCAUUGAAGGCAGUGGUAUUCUACGACCACGUUUAUUUUAAUCUAUUCUUGUUGUUCUUUAUACAAGUCGCUAAAAACUGGUUUUCUCUUUUUAUUCGUCAAAUUGUGUGGUAUAAAGUGCACAAUGUUAGAGUGCGGCCUGGAUUUAAAGUUUCAGGAAAACAAGUAUUAAGACUAGUUUCACGUGCUUAUCUCACAUCAGGAAAAUAAAUCUAAAGACCUGUUAUUUAUGUUUAUUUCAAAUUCAUGAGUGUAAGUAGAGGAAACCAUGAUUUUCUUCACUUCUUGUGUUAGCAGUGCAGAUAAUAAAUGCAGAGAGGAAAGUGCAAAACUUCUGGGCUGUUUAAUUCGCAAUUGUGAACGGCUGAUUCUUCCCUACAUCGCUCCAAUUCACAAGGUCUGUUGUUUGUUUGCUUGUUCUGAUGUGAAUAUUUUCUUAGACAAUUCUCUCUUUAGGUGCUUGUGGCGAAACUAUGUGAAGGAAGUGGUGCGAGUGCAAACAAUGGUGUCAUGACCGGUGUGCUGGCCACUGUCGGAGAUCUUGCAAGAGUGGUAUGCCUUCAGUCCCUUUCCUAAUUGAGCUUGCAUUUGUUUCAUUAUUUGUCUGAAUCGAUUAUUUGUCUGAAUCGGCAAUUCAUUUGAUGAAAAAUAGUUUCCUUUUAUAGACUAAAAUGACAGUACCCUGAAUUAUAGAUUUUUAUUCAGUCAGUUUAUUUCUGCAUUUUUGAAGUCGUCAAUAUUAUCAGUUUUCCCAUUAUCUUUUCCAAUUUCGGUUUUAUUCCGCUUUAAGUGUCUUUUAUGAGAGAACGAAUAUGUGAUUUGCUGAGAUAUUGGUUUUUAAUGACGUAUCUGUUCAAUUUAUGAAAUAUGUUAGAGUCUUAUAUAAAAAUAGUCUCAUUAGGCUUUUUUUAUUAGUUCUAGAUCCUUAUCAGGUUACUCUAUUUUUAUUUAGGUUUCUGACUGGGCAUGCUGUUGUCCGGAUUUUUGUAGGCCUGGAACCCAUAUUCUCAUUUUUGAGAUAGGCAAUGGCAAUGACGCUGUUUAGGCAUUUUUUUCAAUUUCAUUAAUUUCCAAUAGCAUCUGAUUCGUUUUAUUUUUCAUAUGACGUAAAUAUGGGCAUGCUUAACUUCCCGUUUUUCUGUAGUGGGAGUCUGCACGCAUGUACCUCAUUUUGCCAUCAGUUCAUUCCCUCAUAGUUGUGAAUCAAAUUUUGAGCAAACAAUGUCCCCCUUGGAGAGAAACGUGUUCCAUGUCUGAUGUAUUUAUUCAUUUUGAGUUCACAGGGCGGUUUUGAAAUGAGACCUUAUCUGGGUGAGCUAGUGCCGCUGAUUGUUGAAGCUCUCAUGGAUGGAUCUUCAGUUAUCAAACGGGAAGUAGCUGUGGCUACUCUUGGAGAAGUUGUUCAGAGUACAGGGUACUUAUACACAUAUCUAGCUGUUAUUUUUUGUUUUUCUUUGUAAUCUUGAAGGGUAACAUUGUAUUUGGAAAGCACAGUUCCAUACGCGUAUGUGUACCAGCUGCUAUACAUUUGAUAAAGGAUUUAGAUUUUUUCCACCGUUUUUCAUGCGUUUUCAUGUAUAAACAAUCAAUUUUUGUGAUGUCUUAUGGUUAAGUUAGACGAUAACAUUUUUUACUCUUGUUCACCUUAAUCAAAAUAACAAUCGUUCUGACUGCUUAGUCCUCUAUAUUAGGUGGAAUGUUGAUUCAUUUAAGUUGAUUCGAAUUUUGGUAGUGGAUUUAAUCCUUCUCUUUUUAUGUAGGAUCUUGUCAAGUGACACUGUGUCCAGUGUUUGUGCUCGUUGAGAUGCUUUAUUUUUGUGUUUUUCCACCUUCGUUAGCUAUUUAACUGAUCACCUGAUUUUCUCUUUAUUGCUCCUUUAUAUUGAUCCAUCUGUAAUGAUGACUGUGAAGGAUCUAAUGCGUGCUAAAUGAUGACCUUUCAGCUACGUUAUUGCCCCUUACAAUGAGUUUCCACAGUUGCUUGGUUUGUUGUUAAAGUUGCUUAAUGGUGAGUUGGCGUGGUCCACUAGGAGAGAAGUUCUGAAGGUAAAUAUAUUGCUGAAAUUGAUGACAACUAUUUUCUCUUCAUAUGUUUGUUUCUUGAGAUGUUUUUUCUUUCCUAGGUUCUGGGGAUAAUGGGUGCAUUAGAUCCACAUGUUCAUAAACGCAACCAGCAGAAUUUGCCAGGAUCCCAUGGGGAAGUGGCUCGUGUUGUGAGUGACUCUGGUCAACAUAUUCGAUCUCUGGAUGAGCUGCCUACAGAUUUAUUGCCUUCUUUUUCAACAUCAGAGGAUUAUUAUUCUACGGUACUCAUAUUAGAAAAUAAAUGUAUUUUUUUCAGUUUGUUAUGGGGUACUACUACUUAUGACGAUCUGAUUUUCUUUAUGUUAUCUGUACAUUAGGUAGCAAUUAGUUCCUUGAUGCGUAUUCUUCGUGAUCCAUCAUUGUCAAGUUACCAUCAAAAGGUUGUUGGCUCUUUGAUGUUCAUAUUCAAGGUGAGCAUUCGUACAAAGUGAAAGAGUAAAUUAAAAAAAAAGGGUUAAAGCACAUAUUCUGACUUAGCCUAUUUUUGUUCAUGUAGUCAAUGGGCCUCGGUUGUGUUCCUUACUUGCCCAAGGUAAAGUCGUCGAGCAAUGGCCUAGCGAGAGGUGUCACAAAAGUCACUUGGAUAUUUUUUUCGUACUCAUUAACUUUUAUUUCUGUACUUGCUAAGAUGUAUAAAUCAUCAGUUAGCUUCAUCUGCGAGUUCGUGUUUUAUUUCAGUUCCAUAUUUCUGGAUGUUGCAACUGAAGCAGAGUGGACGUUCUCUUUACUAGGUUUUGCCUGUGGUUCAGUGUUCUUGUUAAUAACAUUUUUUCUGAAAUAACUGUUGACUCGUUAUAGAGGAUUACUGAAUAUUUAAAAACAUUCAAACUGAUUACCAUUUGACAUAUGAGGAGGAUACAACCAAUUUCUGGACCUUCCUUAGGUUGAGGCGAGUGAUGACUGCUCAAUGAGUAUUUGUUGAGAUGAACAUAAUGAUCAGAUUGCUCAAUGAGUAUUUGGUGAGCAAGUAUAGUUGUUGUUCAUUGAAGAUUGAAUUGCAGUCUGAUGAAUUAAACUUUAGUUUUUCUUGGCUUUUGACGAUGGAGGAUGCAGUGUUUAUUGAAUGAUUCAAUUAGAAUGAAUAUUUUUUCAUGUAGAAGCAAAUUUUCUAAUGUAAUGUGUCCAGGGAAAUAUUUUCCGACUUGUGAGAGGAUUUAGAUUUAUUAUCCAGAUGCUAGGAGCUGAUGCAUCAUUAAAGGCCUGCAUACCGCAUUAAUGUGUUACAGAGGUUAUUUUUCAGCAAUGUAAAGUAAGAUCUGUGAUUCAUGAGAUAUCCACGUGUUCAUGGAGAAUUGUGGAAAUUCGUACCCCUUCCUUUCAGGAAGAAAAUGUCAUAAGUUACUAUAGGCGCAUACCUGUAUACAAGUUGGUGGAAAUGGCCAUUGAAUAUUUCAGCAUAAUUUAAUGAACUUAAGAGAUAGUAGGGGUAUACACCAAUACAUAAUUGGGCUAAAGGAGGAGAGAUGGAGAGAGGAAGUGUAAUCUUUUGGUUUCAUAUCUUUUUCAUAUUUCUGGCAUCUUUCCAGAAGUAAAGGGCAUGGCUAGUUUCGUAAUGUUCUUUCAUAUUCUCUCUCUGGAGCCUUCACUCUUAUUACUUGCCUGUUUUCAAUUAUGAUAGUACUAUACAUUUGGUAAACAAUGGUGCAUCUGAAUUUUUCCCUUUUUUUAUCUUAACUCAUUCUAUAAUAUGCUUUUUUUUUCAGGUUUUACCUGAUCUCCUCCAAGCAAUCUGUACAUGUGACGAUGGGUUGAAGGAGUUUAUAAUUUGGAAACUUGGAACACUAGUGUCUAUCGUGCGCCAGGUAAAUUCAGUUGAAGGUUGAUGUUAAUUUUGUGUGAGGAAAACGUAAUAUUCAAUUCAAUAAAAAUAUUCUUGUGAGUUUGUGCAAGCAUGUUGAAGCUCUGUUGAUGCAAGUUAAUGAGGUAUUAUGUCCUGAAAGUGAUUAUUAAUAUAAGCAGCGCCACUUUUUUGCAGCAUAUUCGCAAAUAUUUGCCGGAAUUGUUUUCUCUUAUUUUUGAACUAUGGUCUGCUUCCUUCUGUCUGCCAGUCACCAACCGUCCUGUACAAGGUUCACCUGUGAGUAUAACUUCUUAAUGAUAUAUGUUUUGGACCCAUGAAUGAUAGGUUGCUAAAAAACUUGGCUGAAUUGCAGGCAUGCUAUAUGGUAUGGAUUGCUGCCAGUUAUAUGAAUGUCUUAAUCAUGUUUUCCUAUUGCUAGGCUCCUGGAUCUCCUUUAGUUGGAUUUUGUGAUCAUUCCUGUGUAUAUACUGCAAUAUUGUCUUUCGCACUGUGUAUUUUGUGUUCUACUAGAAAGAACAAUGAUGGCAUAUAUUCCAAUCGUAGAUCUUCCGUUGUAUUAGUAAUUCAGGCAUGUCCGUUCCCUGUUAGUUUCAAUGUGGCUUGCUAUCAUGUUCAGGAUCUGGGUCGUGAGAAAUGGUCAACAUGCUAAGUUCUCUCAAUUUAUCUGUCAACCUUGUACUGCCUUAACUACCUUAGUCUAGAUGCAUUGAUGAAUAAACAUGUCCAGUAGUACUAUCAUAAUCAUUGGCUUCUUACGGCUUGCUGAUAACUUGCCGUGGGGACCAGAGUGAGUCCCCUCUCUGAGAUUACUUCCUUAUGGUUGGUUUCUGAUAUUCCACGUGUGAUUAGAAUUCACAUUGUCAUGCCUUUUCUGGUCACUGACUCCCACCACCCUGAUAAAAACCGAUCUGUAUUUCCUUCUGAUUGAUCACUGCAAACCUUAAAUUUUUGUGAAUGAAAAUGGUCGGUUAUCCACUUUGUGUAAAAAAUCAUCUGAAGGGAACUUUGUGGUAGGGUUUCAUCAUGACAGAAGGCAGUCAUUUGCUUUGAUCUCGAAUGAUAUGAAUUAUCUAACAUUUUUCAUAAAUUAAGUGCAUUGAUGUGUGGUAUAUGGGUUAAUGAAUUGGUUUUUAUGAUAUCAUGGUCUCUGUUAUCAUCACAUAAAAAUCUCGAAUCGAUGCUUUUCUCGCGGCAUGCUAUGUUUUCCCCCCCAUUGCUAGUAGGUUGAUGGACCAUGUCUCUUUCAUUCCGUUGAAAAUCCAUUUUACAGGAAUCGGUUCUAUAAAAGAUGGGAUCAGUAAAUAGAAAACUACUGAUAUUGUAUCUUUGUAAGAUCGUCAGUAUUGUACUGAAGUGUAGAUAUUAGGACAAUGUACUAAUAUUUGAAGCAUCGCUACUUUUACAUUAUUCAAGGAGUGUACUCCCUAAUGGGGAAAAGAAAUUUCUCUUAACAUCAAUUUUCAUAGCUGUGUGGUGGUCUGAUUGGUUGCCAUUGAAAACCUAUCCUCUGGGUUAAUAACGAGCACUAAGUUCCCGUUCAUAGGUAAAGCUGUUGUUAACCUCGUAAUGUCCGUAGUCAAGAAUGAGGAAUGACCUUCAAUGCUUCGCUCCUUCAUCCUGGCUGCUCCGGAGUUCCUGGAGGGGGUCGUGGGAGAAGCUAUGUAACCUGAGGGAAAAUACCAGCAGCAUGCUGUCCCUUAUGUCCCUUUGAAUAUAUAAUCGUCUUUUGAAACUUCUUUGGAGUAUACAUGGAUUGUUGCUACUAAUAUCCUUCGUUUCAUUCUUAUGCUAUAUAAGUUUUGAGCUGUGUUAUACUCCUAAUUGAGUAAACGACUCUUAUUUCCCAUAUAACAAAAUCCAUUUUUUUCGCAGAUUUUGCACCUUUUGGAGCAACUUUGCUUAGCUCUAAAUGAUGAAUUUAGGACUCAUUUAUCUAAAAUUCUCCCAUGCUGUAUCCAAGUAUUAAGUGAUGCUGAGCGAUGUAGUGAUUAUACCUAUGUUCCAGAUAUUCUUCAUACGCUUGAGGUGUUUGGAGGUCAGUCUUGUCAUAUUCCUUUACCUUUGAUGCAUUAAUUUUAUUAUCUGGUAUGAUAUUCUUGGCAACUUUUUGCUGAUGUAAUAUCUGAAACAAAUACAGGGAACUUGGAUGAGCACAUGCAUCUUCUUCUUCCUGCUCUCAUUCGUUUAUUUAAAGUUGAUGCUCCUGUGAAUGUUAGACGUUGUGCAAUUUAUACUUUAACGAAGUUGGUACCAUAUGUUCAGGUUCACUUUUCUUUAUGCGUUUUUUUUUUAAAAAUUCCCUUCUAUUCUUAUUUAUCUUCUUUAGAGUUUGAUUUUGCCCAUUGAAAUGUUCCAGGUCGCUGGUCAUGUUUCGUCUCUUGUUCACCACUUGAAGCUAGUACUGGAUGGGUUUGUAGCUUACGAUAUUUUUAUUUCUUUACCUGAAUGCAUAAAUUCUCUUUCCAUCUUGCAUGGUUUUGCCUUUAUAGUGAUCUUUUUUGUAGUAAUUGUCAUUGUCAUCGUCAUAAACCCAUGCUAUUUGGGAGCUCUCUCGGUGAUCACAACAUAAUGCGACAUCUUAUAUGCUAUGUCACUAUUGUUGAUUAUAAUUUUGAUCACUAUUGUUGCAUCUGGAUGAGGCUUCUUUUUCAUUACAUUAGUUUAAUGUUGGAGGCGGUGGCAGGGGAUCUCGUAUUGGGAGAGUGGAUUGAAUGACAUCAUUAAAUUGAUGCGCGCACUGUUUAGAGGGAAGGACCUGUUUUGGAAAUAUUUCCAAAAUACUUUCAAACUUACCUUUGUCACCUGUUUAACUUCGAAAUCCAACCAUAUCAUUGAAGAGAACGUAGUAAUGAGGAAUUUAAUGAUCAAGAAAUAUGACAGUUUUAAUUCCGUUUGUCACUGGCUGACUUUUUUGAAUUUCAUCUUCUAGGUAUAUUAUAUCAAAAAUUCUGCAGAAAUAAAAGAAAAAAUCACUAUUUCCCAUUUGGUCAUUCCAGGAACAAUGAUGAGUUACGGAAGGACGCUGCAGAUGCUCUUUGUUUUAUGGCUCAUGCUCUUUGGGAGGACUUCAUGAUUUUUAUACCAUCAAUCCGGAAAUUAAUCACAAAACACCGAUUACGGGUCUCAUCCCUUUAUCAUUCCAUCUGUUUUUUGAUAAUUUUUUAUGAUUUAUGAUGUCUCACAAUAUUUGUUUUCCCAGCAGAAUGAUUUUGAUGUGAUUGAAAAUCGCAUGAAAAGACGUGAUUCACCUGUUUUGGAGAACAUGACUGUUCAAAAGUUUUAUCGGCAUGUGCCUCCUGAGGUCAUCAGUAACCCUGUGAAUGAUGUAGAUUUUGAUCCUUAUGAAGAAGGAUCUGAGAUGCACGGGAAAAUGAAAAGUCAUCAAGUAAUCUCCUUUGAUGCUUAGCAACUCUCUUCAACAGUUCCCAUACUUGAGAGUGAUGUUUCUUGUUUUUUUAUUUGUGCUGUUUAUUUUUAGCUUCUUGGUACUUCUACAGAGGUUUGUCUUUCGAUUUCAGUUUAUUCGUUAUUUGUUGUUUUGUAUAUGAAAUAAGCUUUUUGCUACAUUUGGCUCGAUGUACCUAAAGAUCAGGCAAUUAGACCGUCAAAGAUACUGGCUUCUUUUUGCUCUUUUUCCCUUGCACUGGUUUUGUGUGCAUUACCUGGCUCCUCUCUGUGUAUGGGUAUUAAGCACCAGUUGGUUGCGGUUUUUCUUAUGUUGUAUGCUUGUACAAGACGAUGCCAUUGCUACGCUGUUAUUAGUUGUUCAACCAUGAAAUCAUUGAGGUUUUAAAUAAGCGAAAAUUUUCAGGCGAGUAUUUUUUUUCUAUCAAUAUGAAAACCCACUUUUUGGAUAUCAUUGGUUGUGUGCAAGAUUUGAUUUCAAACUUGAAGGAAUUAAAGUAGGGUGAGUGUAUGCAGCCACAAUAAAACAUUGUUGUGGAAAUUGUCACUUUUUUUAAAAAAAUUGUGAGACGAUGGCUCUUAAAUGAAGUUUAAAAGAAUGAAAAGAACCUUGCUUUCAGUGUCAUUCAUGAUUUUGUGUUGAGAUGUGCAUGAAAACACGGAUCGUCCUAAUGUCUUGUACAAUAAACUCUGUACGUAGCAUGGCUGCUUUUACAUCAUAUUGAACCUUUCAAUAUUUUGAGGUAGGCUAGUUCUCCGAUUUACUCCUUGUUGAACCCUUGAAUGUUCUGAGGUAUGCCAAUUCUCCUUUUGACUCAUGUUCACCAAUUCUAUGAUUUAUCUUUCACAGGUCACAAAUUAUGUAAUUCGAUAUCUUUGGGAGUUAUGAACACGUAAUAUCUGAUAAUGUGUAUUUGGACCCUAAUUUUAAUCUGCGAGAUUUAUUUGGGUAUCAUUACCGGCUGUAUUUGGGGGCAUGCCCUUGGUUGAACGUUAGUAGUAUUUAUAUCUUCACAUCAUUGUGCCCUGGUAAGUUGCCACGUUCUGUACUCUAAUUUUCUUGUUGUGUUUUGCCCUUCUUUCGUUCUUAUAGGUCAAUGAUGGUCGCCUAAGGACUGCAGGAGAAGCUUCUCAACGGAGUACGAAGGAAGAUUGGGCAGAAUGGAUGAGACAUUUUAGUAUUGAGCUUCUUAAAGAAUCCCCUUCUCCAGCAUUACGCAUGUGUGCCAGGCUUGCCCAGUUACAGGUCUUGAUCUUUGCCUGAUCUUUCCUAUGUUGUGACUUCAAGCUGCUGACAUAAACUUUCUUUAGCCUUUUGUUGGGCGACAAUUAUUUGCUGCUGGUUUUGUAAGUUGCUGGAUGGAGCUGAAUGAAACAUCCCAGCAGCAACUGGUACGGAAUCUCGAGCAGGCAUUCUCCUCUGCAAAUAUAACUCCAGAAAUUCUUGCAACCCUCUUAAACUUGGUAAUGUUUUCUUGUUUUUCAGCCUCUAGUUCUUUGAAAAAAUUCUUAGGAGGCAUGGAAGUAAUGCUUCACUUUGUUGGUUAUGUUGAUAUCUCCAGGCAGAGUUUAUGGAACACUAUGAGAAGCCACUUCCUAUAGACAUACGCCUUCUUGGUGCCCUUGCAGAGAAGGUUGUUUUUGGACGUGCUUUAAUUUAUUUAAUGAUUUUAUUUUCGCCUAAAAUAGUUUUUUGUGUGCGUAUAACACUGCAUGUCUUAAUUGUAUUGACAUCCACAUUAUUUUAAUUUCUAGUGCCGAGCAUUUGCAAAGGCGCUCCAUUACAAAGAAAUGGAAUUUGAAGGUGCUUGCUCUAAGAAAAUGGAGGGCAAUCCUGUUGCUGCUGUAGAAGCUCUUAUACACAUAAAUAAUCAGUUACACCAGCACGAGGUAUGUUGUUUUCAUUCCUUCAUUCAGGUUGGCCUAUAUUAUGUCUCUGGGAAUUUGUUGACAUCUGUUACGUACUAUGUCCAGUUUAAUAUCCAUUUAAAUUUAUUAUCUUUCAUUUAUUUUACAGGCAGCUGUUGGAAUUCUGACUUAUUCACAACAACAUUUAGAUGUUCAACUGAAGGAAUCUUGGUGUGUAUAGCACCUGUCCAAUAUUGUCCGAUUUUUUUCCAUUCAUUUUUAGUGGUUUUUAUUCAAAGUAAUGUUAAUUAUGUACAGUUUGUCUAGUUACCUAUUUUUAUGAAUCAGUUUAGGCACGUUUUAUAUAUCAUCCAUAUUUUUCUCGAUGCCCAGCCGUUUAACAGUGUGUAUUUUUUAGGUAUGAAAAGCUGCAGCGAUGGGAUGAUGCUCUCAAGGCAUAUACAUUGAAGGCCAGUCAGGCAACGAGUUCUCAUCUCAUCUUAGAAGCUACUUUAGGUUAGUGUUUUUUUGGGUCGCGAUUAAGUUUGAUUCAUCCGAAUAUUUGUUGUUUGACUUCUUCAACCAUGACGCUGAAUUAUUACUGUUUAUUUCAUAUUUCGAAGGAAUAAUCGCAAUAUGUAUCAAUGGUUAGUCUGAUAUCUCAUUCUGCCUACCUAGUGAUUUUAUUAGAUCCCUCAUGUUAUAAUUGGCACACAGGUAAGAUGUUAAGCAUCUAAGAAACCAAUGACUAUUUUAAGUUAUCGCAAUAUGUAUCAAUGUUUUGAGUUAUGGAAAAUUAUCGAUGUGACACUAUUUUAAUAUUUUUAAUCACAAAUAAUUCUAACCUGUCACUUUGAGUUUUCACAAUGAUGUUUCCUUUUCAUGAUAUUGCGUCUGAAAAUUUUAUAUCAUACUACAAAUCUCGAUAUAGUUCUCAUAUUGUAUAUACUAAUAGGUGAAGACUGGUUUUACUUUUGAUGCUUAGCCUUGUUCUUAUUUUUAUGUUUCUGUAGGCCGUAUGCGCUGCCUUGCUGCAUUGGCUCGCUGGGAAGAACUUAACAACCUUUGCAAACAAUACUGGACUCCUGCAGAGCCAUCAGCUCGACUGGAAAUGGCACCUAUGGUCUGUGUCAAACCUUCCUGUUGUUUCUUGCCAAUCCAUUUGCUUCUCCAUAAUGUUAUUUUGUUUUACUUUAUGACAUUAGGCUGCAAGUGCUGCAUGGAAUAUGGGAGAAUGGGAUCAGAUGGCUGAAUAUGUUUCUAGAUUAGAUGAUGGUGAUGAGAACAAACUUCGAAUUUUGGGCAAUGCAUCAGCUGGUGGUGACGGAAGUAGUAAUGGUUCCUUCUUCAGAGCCGUUUUAUUAGUUCGUCGUGGCAAGGUAAUUAUGUAUCUCUUGUCGUAUGUAUUUGUUAAUUUUGUAUAAAUUGCGACGUGUAAGAUUGUCUAUUUUUUUUCAGUAUGAAGAUGCACGUGUAUAUGUAGAAAGAGCAAGGAAGUGUCUGGCAACAGAGCUAGCAGCAUUGGUUUGUUUAGUGGCACUCUAGUGACUCGAUUAUUAAUAUUAAUUCUUCUGUCGGUAAAGGCUGAUAGUCAUUAUCAUCCUGGGCUUUACACUGUUUAUUUGUCUUUCAUUAUGGCAUGACUAUUUACUUUUGGACAUUUUAUUUUUACCUCAAACAUCGUGCAGUCCUGGGUUGGAAGAAGGGUUCGGCAUUUAUCUUUCUUUUCUCAGUUUUAUGUAUGGGAAAAUUUUAAUUGCCUUCUUAUCUUUUUCCCGAACUUGAGGAUUUUUUUUUAUCGUUUGAUUCUGCUCAUUUAUUCAUUGGAUUCUUCUUUCAAGAGAGAGUGGAGUUUUCAGUUAAUUCUUUCAUUCAUUUUACCGUCUCUUUUGCUGGCGUCUAUGAGGUGGAUCAUGUCCAUGCCUUUAUAUGAAAUCUUGUGGACGUUUAUCUUCUCCCGAGUUAAUAUCUGUUUUGUCUAGGUACUUGAAAGUUAUGAGCGUGCUUAUAGCAACAUGGUCCGCAUUCAGCAGCUUUCAGAGUUAGAGGAGGUCAAUUUCGUUCUGUAUCUUUCAAAUGCCAUUUCUUAUUCGCUUUUCACUAUAUAGAGCACUCCUGCAAACACCAAUUUAUUUUCCGUUACAACAUUACAGGUGAUUGACUAUUGCACACUUCCAGUGGGAAGCUCUGUUGCUGAUGAUCGGAGAAAACUAAUCCGAAAUAUGUGGACAGAUAGGAUAAGGGGGACAAAGAGAAAUGUUGAGGUGUUCAACUUUUUCUUAUGACGAUUACUUAAGAGAAUAAGUCCAAAAUUGGGACAUUGUUUUCUAUUAUAAUUAUUUUUUCAUUUCUGUUGUUUUGGUUAUAGCAGUUGAUCUCACUGGGUCUUAUUAUUCAUACCGCAUUCCAAAGUUUUCUAUUGGAGCCUAUUUUUUGUCAAUGUUUUCACACUAAAAGUUUUGUAGGUCUGGCAAGCACUUCUUGUAGUGAGAACUCUGGUGCUUCCGCCCACCGAUGAUGUUGAAACAUGGCUAAAAUUUGCUUCUCUCUGCCGAAAGAGUGGUCGUAUCAGUCAGGCUAGAUCUACUUUGGUAAAGUUGCUUCAGGUGAGUCUUGUGCAGGACACUAUAGUUCCGUUGCAAAAUAUUUCUCUCCAUGUGUAUGAGGUCUGUUUUUCGUUCAUGCACAGUAUGAUCCCGAAUCAUGCUCAGAAGCCUUUUUGUACAAUGGACCUCCUCAAGUCAUGUUGGCCUACCUCAAAUAUCAGUGGUCUCUUGGUGAGGAUACCAAGCGAAAGGAAGCUUUUUGUAGAUUACAGGUACAUUGUAUUAUUUUACAGUUGUGGACUGCGUAUUUAUCAACUUUUUCCAAAAUUUAUCUCCAGUACCGUCUGACUGACAUCAAUGAUCUUCAGGAUUUAUCGUUACAGCUUGCUGCUUCAGCUGAUUUCUACUCAGGAAAUCCAUCCGGACCCAGCAUAUCGGGUGCAGAUGCCCCCCUUCUUGCUCGUGUCUAUUUAAAACUUGGAACCUGGCAAUGGACACUUUCUCCUGGGUUGGAUGAUGGUUCUAUAGAAGGUAGGAAAUAUGUAUUUGGGUGUUCACAUGCUUCUUACUCUGGGUAUUUAUGUGCUAUCCGUACUUGACUGACAUAUUUUUUACAUUACAGAAAUCCUUGGAUCACUGGAAAAGGCCACUAAGAAUGCUCGACAUUGGGGAAAGGCUUGGCAUACCUGGGCCUUGUUUAACACUGCAGCAAUGUCUCAUUACGCCUUCAGGUGUAAUUCCAUUUCAGGGCAGUAUGUCGUUGCUGCUGUGACCGGAUAUUUUUUCUCAAUUUCCUGUGCUGCUACUUCCAAGGGUGUUGAUGACUCGCUUCAGGUAAGCUGCUCACAUUCAUUAGUUUUUUAUAAUCUCAGCAAGAUUGCCCUAUUAAAGUGUAUCUUCGAAUUGGAGAUGCACACAUUUAUCGCCAAUGGUAUCAGCUUGUCUGUUGAAACAAUGGAAAUUUUAGUAAAUAUAAAGGAAUAAUAGAACAUGAAGUUUGGGUGAGAGUUUUUGGGAUACGCUUGUGCUCACAUUCAUUUUCAUUUACCUAUUUUCCCUUUUGCUCAUUUGCAUAUUGAUGACAUUUAUGAAUAUUGAGACAAGCAUCUGGGUGUUCAUGCACGCAUUUGCCUUCACAUUCAGCCAAAUUGCCAUUCGCAAAAUGUGUAGCAUGUCUGAAUACGGAUACUGAUUCGCAUUUGCACAUUGCAAUGCAAACACCGCCCUGCUCAUGUUGACAGCCGGGAUGCCUUGGGUACUAGGACCACUACAAUUUGUACGGUAUUGUCGUUUUAAUUUAUACUAACAGUGCAAAUUGCGUGAUUUCAUUUAUCUACUGUGUCAGAUAUAGUCUGAUAUUGAGACGUUAAGUUAAUCAAUAUUAUCUUAUAUUUUGCCCGAAAGGUCAUUUAGGCAUCAUUUGUCUGCUGAUUUUGUGCCCAAAUAGCCUGAUGUUGGUUUGAUCGCAACCUCCUCGUGCUCUCUUAUUUCCAGUCUUUGGAGGUUCCUUAUGAAUUACCCCAGAAUUCGUUCUCAUGUUUGACUUCGAGUCGUGGGAAAAUCUGACUAAAUCUUCCAUUCAUCUCUAUAACAUUGAUCUUAAAUGUAUCUGAAGAAAACUUUUGUUCAUUGGAAGAUCUAUGACCACUCUUAUCUCUCACAGAGGUUGACAAAUUCUCCUUUUCAGGAUAUUCUUCGUCUUUUGACAUUAUGGUUCAAUUAUGGGGCAACAUCUGAGGUUCAAAGGGCUCUCCAGGAAGGAUUUUCGCGCGUCAAUAUUGACACUUGGCUUGUUGUCUUGCCUCAAAUAAUUGCUCGGAUACACUCAAAUACCAAAGCAGUGAGGGAACUGAUACAGUCAUUACUGGUUCGCAUAGGGAAGAAGCAUCCACAGGUUUGAUUGUAACGCAAACUGCAAAACAACGUGAUGCUUUAAGCACGGUUUAUCAAUUUUUUUGUUCAUGUAUAUACAUAUGCUAUUCUUUGGUGAGUAUGUUGCGCCAAUCUGCACGCAGGGUUGCUGUGAUGUAGAAGCGACUCUAUUCACUAGGUGUCAGAUGGGUGAAAUGAUACUUUCUAGUACGAACCUGAAACUUGGGUAAAUCGUUGGUUUUGAAACUCAGGCAUUUCAUUUCGCGGAGAUUUUCAUGCCUUGCUCAGUGUUAAGAUGAGAGUUCCCUGAAACUUUCAGGUGCUUUACAACCUGAACUCUAAUCUUAUUCGACACAUGAUCACCAUUGCAUGACAAGACAACCUAUAUCUUUGUUUCAAGUAACUGUAACUGAUAUGUUGUAAAAGACGACGUACGUUUGCUUAUUUUGGUGAUGCUCAAUAGCAACGACUCAGAUUAAAGAUUAUUGAAUGUGAUGCUGCAGAGGUUGAUCCAUUUCUCCAGAUAGAAGAUUUGAUUGGGUAUAGAGGAAGAAAAGGUUUUCUUCCAAAAUGCUGAAGCGAUUUAUUUUAAUUCCUUAGUGCAUGACAUACAGGAUAUAAGCUAUUGUGGCCAUAUGUAUUAUUUAAGUAUUGCUAACAGGGGACGUUUAACUGCAUUUUCAUGAAAUGGAAUGAUCGAAGGACCCUAUUCUCUACUUCCCUCACAAAGUCUUCACUGGCGUGGUCACAGAAUUUCUGGUGAUGAUGAAUGCUAGGGAUGUGAUGAGAUUUCCUUUUUGUAUUUCUUUGAAUUGUUAUCUGCAAUAAACCAAGAGUCAAGUGCUCUUAAGUUACAUUCAAAUUUUUACUCAUCUUCACUACAAUAGAUCCGAAGAAGACCCGGUUGAGUGGCAAUUGUCAACAUAGAUUCCGUUGGAGUGUCUCCUUUCUGAUGAUACCUUUGCACCAUGAUGCCGUGGUGCAAAGGUUCUGAUGAUACCUUUGCAACAUCUUAUUUUAUAUAUUUUCUUUUCAGGCUCUGAUGUACCCUCUUCUAGUUGCGUGCAAGUCCAUUAGCUUAUUGCGCCGAGCGGCUGCUCAGGAGGUUGUUGAUAAAGUUCGCCAGCAUAGUGGCGUACUCGUUGAUCAGGUGAUGAUUAACUGAUGGUAGGUUCUAUUGGAUUUACUCAUCUAAUUUUAAUCAUAUAUAUUUUUAUUUUUCAGGCACAACUUGUAUCUAAGGAAUUAAUCAGGGUUGCUAUACUAUGGCAUGAGAUGUGGCAUGAAGGUUUGGAUGAAGCUAGUCGCUUGUACUUUGGUGAGCGUAACAUUGAGGGAAUGCUGGCUGUGUUGGAACCAUUACAUGCUAUGCUUGACGAUGGGGUUGAAACAUCGAUGGAGACAGCUUUUAUUCAGGUAUCUGACAUUCCUUGUGAGGUGUUAUUAAUUUUAUGGUUCAGUACUUCAAGCUGAGAGCUUUGACUGUUGGUUAUCUUGUAUUGUGUGACCUUUAUCAUUAAUAUAUCAUGCGCUUGAAGAAUAUAUCUUUUACUUGUUGUUAGAAGGUGGUUGUAACUAUAUUUCUGUUCAUUCACUUGGCUUAAUAUCUUAUAUUAGGAGAACGAUGGCCUAAUCUUGUGUCAAACGAAGCUUCGUUGGUGCUCAUUUGAUAUUAGGACUCAUAAAGCAGAAAUAACAAGUUAGAUCGUACUGAUUUACGCACUUCAUACCAGUUCAGUCUGACUUAUACAAGUUUAUGUUCUAAUUUCUUUGUUUUUAAAACUUUCUUUCAAUAGCUUAUAAUUAGAAAAAUAUGCUGAUUCUGAUGCAUAUUUGAUAUCAUUACUUUUAAUAUACCAACUGUACUCACGAGUUGUACUAAGUUUUACCUAGUCAAUAGAUCACAAGGGCCAACUAAGAAUAAUAUCUAUCACUUUUCCCCAAUCAUCUUGAAAGUACUGGUCUUUGUGUUACAAAGACAAUCGUUUGUCAACUUUAUACGCAUGUAUUCGAAGUAUUUGUCGUUUCACCACUUUAAUUUCAUUAGAUUGUGCAGGAUUUACAGACGUCGUUUUUUAUCUUGGACUAUCGUUCUUAUUUUUCGUUAGCUUCUGGGCGGUAUCUUAUGAACAUGAAAGCAGUUGCCGAUUUUUGUGUUUUUCUUGUUCAUUUUGAUUACGCAUUACAUUCUAUACUUGUUUUACUAAAUCUUUUGCUUGGUCAUGCUUUAUUGUUAGUUUCCUGUGGAGGCUAGCAUGUGUACAGACUAAGUUAUGCAAAUGAAAGAGUUCAAUUAAUGUGAUGGCUCAAGUUAGGGAGGUACCCAAAUAUAGGUAAAAGUAGAAAGCAAGAUAUCUUAAAUUUUUGUUCCUCUUUUUGGCCAUUUAGUUAAUCUAUGCACGAUAUGUUCUGUAGCACAUUAAUGGAAUGAAAGAAAAGGAAAUAGAACUAGAAAAUGGAAGAGGAAAAUAAUUUUGACAUAUGAGUCGUUUGUCUUUUAACUUUCACUAGUAUAUAGCUAAUGAUGCCACUUCCUUUUGUAAGAUAAAUCAUGCUUAAAUCUCUGUCCACGUAACAGUUGUUUUACAGUGAAAGCAUUCUGGUAGUUCAUUGUGGGUUUUUAUAGAAAUGUAUUUAUCAUAACAGGCUUAUGGUCAUGAAUUGCAAGAAGCCCACGAGUGCUGUUUAAAGUAUAAGAGCACUGGAAAGGAUGCUGAGCUUACCCAGGUAUUUUUGUAAUUUUUUCUAUUUAUAAUGUGAAAUUGUGCCUCUGUAUUAUAACCUUUUUAUUUCCAGGAUAAAAUGAGAUUUUCUAAACUAAUCUAUUACUUGUGGAAUCAGGCUUGGGAUUUGUAUUAUCAUGUUUUCAAACGCAUUGAUAAGCAACUGCCUAGUCUUACUACCCUCGACUUACAGGCAAGAUUUUCUUGUGUUAUUUGGCCUGUCCUAGCUCAACUAGCCAUCUGCUUACUCCUUUGUUGAUGCAGUCUGUUUCAUUAAAGUUGCUCAAUUGUCAAGAUUUGGAGCUCGCAGUUCCUGGAACAUACCGUGCAGGUGCCCAUUUUCACAUCAAAGUUUAGUUCGUCUCCCUUUUUUUUUUUAUGGAACUAAGAUCUUACAAUCUGCCCUUGGUUUUUCAGAUGGGACACUGGUGACAAUUGCUUCAUUCGCUCCACAGCUUGUUGUCAUUACAUCAAAGCAACGGCCUCGGAAAUUGACAAUUCAUGGAAGUGAUGGAGAAGAAUAUACUUUCUUAUUGAAGGGUCAUGAAGAUUUGAGGCAAGAUGAGCGUGUCAUGCAGGUAGAUAGUCGUUACGUUGAUAGUUCAUUCACUAUUAGUCCUAAUAGUUUGUUUCAGUAACUUCUGGAGACCAUCAAGAUAAGUUUGUAUUCUUUUCUUUUAUUUGUUAUCAUGUUUCAUAAUGCGUUCGCUUAUUGAAAAUAAAUCUUGUUUGCCUUCUACAUUUGAAAAAAGUAGUUUUAAUUUUGGAAUUUCUUUUUUUCCUUAUCUUAUUUGUGGAAGACAUCGUGCUUUUAUGCCGUUUUUAUAUUAUAACACGUAAUUUAUUCCUUGGGUUAUACUGUAGAAGUAUUUCUGGCAUCAGCCAUGAUCCUAUGAUAUGGAUUGAUAGUGCUUUGUUAUUUUUUUGGGAUUUAACGUGUUUAACUUCACUGAAGAAUUGGGAUUUAUUUUCUUCGCAGAAUAUUUGUUUACUUUGCCAAAAAACUUAUCUUCAAAUAAAUAAUUCCUUCCUGCACAAGGAAAUAUUUUCUGGUUGAAAAUAUGUUCUGUUUUAAAAGGGAUGUUGCUGGAGAUUCAUUUAAGAAAUAAAAUAGGGCUUUGUACGUGUAUUGUCCCGUAGGCUCUCAAAACCCUUUUUUCAUCAGCUAUGGCCUACACCAUAUUGUAGGCUACUGGACGAUGAAAAUCAAGGUAGAAGAUAAAUCAUGUCUUGAAUCCAAAGGCACGAAAUUCCUCAAUCCUUGAGUUCACAAGAAUUCAUUUUUGACAAUCCUUUAAGCCACAAGGAUUAAAAUAACGUCCCCUGAAUCCACAUAGAUUGCUCUGAUAUCACUUGAUGAAAUUGAAGUUGCAGAAGAAUGAAAAUUCGACAUUGGAGUCGACAAGGCAUAAAAUCCUCUAUCCUUGAGUCCACUAGGUUUGGUUUGGACGCUCCUUGAAUCCACAAGGAUCAGAAUGACUUCCCUUGAAUCCACAAGCAAAAAGUAAUUUGACAAAGAAUAAAAAUGGUAUCAUAGAUGCUAUGCACUAUAAGCUGCAGCGUUUAAGCCUUUAAACAGACCAAAAUAUGACCUUAAAACGCGGAUCAACUAAAGCGAAUAAAACCCUGAAAGGUUACUACUCUACAAAUUUGAGGUGUUAUUCAUGAUAAUUUUGGGCCUAGUUGCUUGAAUAUUGCGUUCAAAGUAGUUUUGGGCCUUCAAACAGUUAUGGUCCAUGUUUUUAUGCUUUUAGGCUUCCUGGGUCAUAAAUUUUUGGCCUUUCUCAUUUAUUCUAGUGGUGUCCUACAUCAACUAGUAGUUCAGCAAUCUCAAAAAUCUCAGAUUCAUCUUCUUCAAAUCAUAAAGUCUCACCUUCUCUGAUUUUCAAGAAGCCAUAAUAGUUUUUCUGCGUUUAUUAACAUUGGAUUUUCUGAUUGGCCUCGGGGGUGAGGACUUCAUGAUAUUAACAUUGUCCUCAUAAAGUCCCAAACACUUGUCCUAAUGCACUAGGUAUCUAAAUAGUCAUUGAUUCUGAAAAUGCCGUGGAAUAUGAUUGCUGGAUUUAUUCAGAUUUGUGUUAGUUGAACCUAGUGAAAAAUCUCUUACAGAAUUGCACUCGCAUUCAUCCGGGAUUUACUACCAUCAACUGUGUUUUGUUUCUACCAAGGAAUCAGUCUUUUUGUGUCUUUUAAUUUUAAUUCUGCCAGAUGGUUUUUGUGUAGAUGAGAUUUUCUAGAGUGGUUAUGUGAUAUUUUGUUAUUCUUGUGAUGUUCAUGCACAUUUGUUGGAAGAAUGGGUUCCUUUUUCUAUGGAAAGAUUGUUUAAGCUAACCUUUUCUCCUCAGCUUUUCGGUCUGGUGAAUACUCUCCUUGAGAACUCAAGAAAAACUGCAGAGAAGGAUCUCUCAAUCCAGCGUUAUGCAGUCAUUCCCUUGUCACCGAAUAGUGGUUUAAUCGGGUGGGUUCCAAAUUGUGACACUCUUCACCAUCUAAUAAGGGAAUAUCGGGAGACUCGGAAGGUACGUUUCAUUUCUCAUGUAUUUAUUAUUUUUUCUUUUUACAAUGUUGCCAUCUCAACCUUUUUUUGGUGGUUUUAGAUUUUUGUGAAUCAAGAACUGAGGAUUAUGCAAGCUUUUGCGCCAGAUUAUGACCGAUUGCCACUCAUAGGUAAAGUUGAAGCAUUUGAGCAUGCACUACAGAGUACAGAAGGAAAUGACUUAGCAAGGGUAAAUUCUGAACAUGACCUAAUUGUAUACGUCUACGUUUAACUGUUCAUCCCUGUGUAAUUCCUUCCUGAGUUUGCUUUGGCGGGAUCCUAGGUUCUCUGGCUGAAAAGUAGAACAUCUGAAGUUUGGCUUGAUCGUCGAACAAAUUAUACAAGAAGUUUAGCUGUCAUGAGCAUGGUAUUGACGCUUCACCUCUUCAAGUUUGUAAACUUGUUUUGUUGACUUUCUUUUUCACUUUUGAUUUGGUGCUUCUGUUUCAGGUUGGAUACCUUCUUGGAUUGGGGGAUCGACACCCCAGUAACCUCAUGCUUCACCGUUACAGGUACCAUAUUUUGUUAGUUCUCUCUUAAGAAUGUUGCGCACCGGAUAUGGAAGCACGUUGCGUGUAAUUUUGGUAACCUUUUUAUUUUCAGUGGAAAAAUCCUGCACAUUGAUUUUGGAGAUUGUUUUGAGGCUUCAAUGAAUCGAGAGAAGUUUCCUGAGAAAGUAUGUGAUCCGCCUAUCUAAUAUUGCUGUAAAUUUAACCAUUAUCACAGUGCACCCCGCUUAAAAGCGGUCGAAUUCUUGAACAGGUUCCAUUUCGCUUGACAAGGAUGCUCGUGAAAGCCAUGGAGGUCAGUGGAAUUGAAGGCAAUUUCAGGUCAACCUGUGAAAAUGUGAUGCAAGUCCUUCGAACAAAUAAAGACAGUGUUAUGGCCAUGAUGGAGGUAAUGAGGGGAACUUUGUUUACCUGCUGCGCCUUAUCAUGCAGAGGAUGUUUGGUUGCACAAUUGGGCUAACACAGUUUUCUCUAUCUCUUUUUGCCUCGUGGAAUUCUUCUUCACAUGUUCCAUUCUUCCUUUCAGGCCUUCGUGCAUGAUCCUCUUAUAAAUUGGCGGCUUUUCAAUUUUAACGAGGUUCCUCAAACGUCAAAUUUUGGGAAUGCUCAUAUGCAUCCAGUUGCGGACAGUGACGAAUCUGUGCCCUCUAGGGAUCUUGCUCAGCCUCUUCGAGGUGCCAGAGAGAGGGAACUGCUCCAGGUGCUCUCUACUUGCCUCACAGUUCUCGGAUUUCAUUCUUGAUUUUUUAAAAAAUCUAUUAAGCUCAAUUUUUAAUCUGGGAUUUGCGAUUCUUUUACUGUUGGGUAUAUCCGAAGGCUGUCAACCAGCUUGGUGACGCUAAUGAGGUCCUAAAUGAACGUGCGGUGGCCGUGAUGGCUCGCAUGAGUAACAAGCUUACUGGGCGGGACUUCUCGUCGGGAUCAUCGGUAUCUGGGGUCACACGCUCUAGUCAACAGAUGGUGGAUCACAGUACCCUGAUAUCAGCAGACAUAUGUGAACUGGAUCAUGGGUUAUCUGUCAAGCUUCAAGUCCAGAAGUUAAUCACACAGGCAACCUCACAUGAGAACCUUUGCCAGAAUUAUGUCGGGUAAGUACAGAUGAGCAUCACUUCCCCCUUUUUUACGGCGAUUUUUUUUUUUUUUACUUAGAUCCAUGAAUCCGAAUUAUAUUUUUAGAAAACAUGGAAGGCAUGACGCAUCGGUGUAUAGUAAUUACAGGCACGAGGAUUUAAUUACUAGAAAUAGUGCUAGAACCGCAGAAACAGAGUUGCCCCUGGGAUUAAUUAUCUUCUCUACUAACACAUGAGGAGCUUUCCGCGAUUUUCUGCCAUGCCUUGCGGCCGAUCUUUUUGGUUGUUCUAGAUUUCGGCCACAGAGCUGAGCUUCUCUUUGGGCCGUAUUUUAUUUUCCUUGUGCCCAGAGGUGCAUCUUGAUGUUAUCCAAAGCGUUGUAUAAAUCUCAGCUAUGAAGGAGCUGUUCCUUUAGGCUGACCUCUUCUGUGCCUCUUCGUCCCAGGUGGUGCCCUUUCUGGUGA
Messenger RNA from Spirodela intermedia, 26786 nucleotides. The record is from the annotation of a GenBank genome assembly. NCBI's taxonomy places the organism in Eukaryota, Viridiplantae, Streptophyta, Magnoliopsida, Alismatales, Araceae.